AUGACCGAGUCUUCGGUGAAACGAAAGCCACCCUGUAUACAGAAGAACCUCUCACGGACAAAUAAAAUACAACAAUCUUUAGAAGUGAGGGAGUCGUUAGGAGAAUUGCUGUUUGAGACAAUCGUUAAAAAACCAUUAAAACCAAUGACUACGAUAAUACGAAAUAUCCUUUCCAGAGAUUGUAAUUUUUGUGUUCGAGAAGCUAAUUGGUUCGUCGUGGAUGUCGCGGUUUUAGGUUUGGUCGCUGACGAUCCGACAGACUGCCGAGAGAAAGGAGGCGGCCUGUGGAUGGGGUUGGAACUCGGCCUCGUCGGCGUGACGCUAUUCCGGGAAUGUGGGAAUCACCACGGCUGUGAUUCAGUUCAUAUUACCCACGUUUCGCGAAAUAAAAUGGAGUAACAGCGUGCAAAUUGUCGACGUGGAAAUAACGUAACGUGGGAAUGAAGAAAAUUUGCGUCCAUAUUCGUCGAAGAAGAUUUGCCGCGAAGAGAUGCCAAUCGAUGGCAGGUUUUGCUUGUAAGACAAAUUUUUUUGAUGUUUAACAGCGUAGGAUGGGUGGAAGUAAGGAAGUAAGCCUUGGGAAAGAGACGUACAACAUAUGGAGAUAUCG
This is a messenger RNA of Bombus impatiens (common eastern bumble bee), 610 nucleotides long. RefSeq lists its product as uncharacterized. The transcript is spliced from 4 exons. Bases 1 to 399 code for a protein of 132 amino acids. The record is from RefSeq and is a predicted model, not a curated record. Lineage: Eukaryota; Metazoa; Arthropoda; Insecta; Hymenoptera; Apidae.